CAGCCAGCGGCCGGCCUCGAAGACCCCCUAGCCGGAGGGCGAGGCCCGCUGUGCCCGGCACGAGCGCCCUUUCGCGGCCACAGGCGUCCGUCCUCCGGCCCGGUGCUCCCGCGGCCGACCGGGGUUCAUGGAGCUGCGGCUGUGGUUCCUUUUCGGGCUCGCAGUGACCUCCGCCGCAGGAUUGGUGCCUCGCCCCCAGCCUGGGGACGCUGGCAGGAGCGGCGAGCCCCGGGCCCCCUCUGCAGCCAGAUCGGAGGGGGACACGGAGGAGACUGUGCCCACAACAGCAGUGCGCGGUCCAAGCCCCCGAAGCCCUGGGCAGGCGGAGGGACCUGGUCGGUUUGGGGAGCAGGCGGCCAAGGGGGGCCCUGUGCACCACCGAGCCCGGCGCUGUACAUGUUUUACCUACAAGGACAAAGAGUGUGUCUACUAUUGCCACCUGGACAUCAUCUGGAUCAACACUCCUGAACGGACUGUGCCCUAUGGACUGUCCAACUACAGAGGCAGCUUCCGGGGCAGGAGGUCGGCCGGGACCUUUCCGCAGAGCUCGCAGCCGUCGAAGGGGACGCCGCGCUGCGCCUGUGCGGAGAGCGAGGACGCCGCCUGCGUGCACUUCUGCGCCUGGACCCCGGCUGCCCGCGGGAAUUCAAGGACGGCACGAACACCUGACAGAGAAGCAGGAAAGCAGGCCAGCGGUGCUGCCGGGGGCGUGCGUCCGAGGAGGAAGAAAUGUGGAUCUUUGCGGGAAGGGCUUCAAAAUAAGCUGCAAACACAACCGCUUUCUGCGCUCUAGCGGCCACGCUGAGAUUGCUGAGCGUCUGAAGUUGAUGGAGUGUUUAGUCAUCCACGGGGAUGGGGAGAGGCCGCCCCCUCCCCCGACGGCAGAGAGAUAAGAGCCGGCAUUUGAGUGCCUGCCGAGGUCCUGAUGUGAUGGUGGAUGCCGGGGUGCUAGCCUUGACCAAAUGCUAAAUUUUCGAUGAGUAUAUCCUAAGUGUUACAGGUGUAAAAGCGAGUGUCACAAGGAAAUGGAAGGGACUGAUUUGCCAGCAGGAUGGGGUACAGUUUAGAGGAGCAAUUAUUUAUUGUGAAACUGUUCUCUGUGUCAACUCCUUUUGGCGGAUGUGUUCAACGCAAAGCCUCUGUACAUAGAUGUUCACUUGUGUUCUGAGUCCCACCUCAGUCCUUAGGGCUUGAAUCACAUUUUUAAACACCUGUGCACUGUUUGUCUCUGUGGCAAGAUGAUAUCUCGGAGAGAAAUUCAUUCAUUGUGCUAACACAGAAAA
Balaenoptera musculus (blue whale) is the source of this 1283-nucleotide messenger RNA. RefSeq names its product endothelin 3 (gene EDN3). Gene Ontology annotation, cellular component: extracellular region. Gene Ontology annotation, molecular function: hormone activity; endothelin B receptor binding. NCBI's taxonomy places the organism in Eukaryota, Metazoa, Chordata, Mammalia, Artiodactyla, Balaenopteridae. The coding region runs from base 128 to 793 and encodes 221 amino acids. The record is from RefSeq and is a predicted model, not a curated record. The transcript has 6 exons. Gene Ontology annotation, biological process: regulation of systemic arterial blood pressure by endothelin; intracellular calcium ion homeostasis; regulation of vasoconstriction.